Rattus rattus (black rat) is the source of this 2287-nucleotide messenger RNA. Its product is annotated as zinc finger protein OZF-like. The record is from RefSeq and is a predicted model, not a curated record. NCBI's taxonomy places the organism in Eukaryota, Metazoa, Chordata, Mammalia, Rodentia, Muridae. Gene Ontology annotation, molecular function: RNA polymerase II transcription regulatory region sequence-specific DNA binding; DNA-binding transcription repressor activity, RNA polymerase II-specific. Gene Ontology annotation, biological process: negative regulation of transcription by RNA polymerase II. Gene Ontology annotation, cellular component: nucleus. Bases 150 to 2009 code for a protein of 619 amino acids. The transcript is spliced from 5 exons.
ACUACCUACCCACCCACCACCAUCCGGUUUGCGAUCUGUCAGGCUUUUCUCCGGCUCUGGGAUUCUCUGCCUUGUCCUGUCGCCAGUGUCUGGCUGCUCCCUGCUGAGGGAAGCUCCAUAAUUAGGACACUGGUGUUCAGGAACCGGAAAUGGGUUCCGUGUCAUUUGAAGACGUUGCUGUGGACUUCACCUGGGAUGAAUGGCAGCAUCUGGAUGUGGCACAGAGGAGACUCUACAGGGACGUGAUGCUGGAGAACUACAGCAGCCUCCUGUUCUUGGGACAGUGCAUGACCAAACCUGAGGUGAUCUUCAAGUUGGAGCAUGGAUUUGGGCCACGGCCUGUGGUAGACUCCUCUGUCCGCAGCCUUCCAGAGAGGGAUAUUUUUAACAUCAUUUUGGGUAUUCAAAAAGUGACUGCCCCAAUUGAGACCCACCAGGAAAAUCACAAGGGAGAUUUAUGGCAAGUUGAAUUCACCAACAGCCAGACUUCAAAUGAGGAAAUUAUUGAAGCAGACCUGAAGGUGGCCCGGAAACUCCAACCCGGGACAGCAUCCCAUGAAGAUAAAGGAUGUGUGAGGGCAUUGAUCCAGCAGCCUCAGCACAUGAGGGGUCGGAGGAGUCACACACAUAAGAAAAGUGCUCGUCAUAAGUCACCUCUCAGUCACUGUCAGAGGCCUCUUAAUGAGGAGACGCUGUGUACACACAGACAGCACAGGAAGUCACAGGUGACGGGACAGAGAAGUCAUGAAGGGGAGAAGCCAUAUGAAAACUCAGGAUGUGGGAAAGCCUCCCACACCAAGUCUCAGCAUCAGAGCACUCCCAGAGACGAGAAGCCCUACAAAUGUCUGGAAUGUGGGAAAUAUUUCUACUACAAGUCACAAAUCAUUGAGCAUCAAAGAAGUCACACAGGUGAGAAGCCUUAUGAGUGUACGGAAUGUGGAAAAUCUUUCAGCUAUAAAUCACACCUCACUGUCCAUCACAGAAGUCAUACGGGUGAGAAGCGUCAUGAAUGUACAGAAUGUAGAAAAGUGUUUUACUAUAAGUCUCAACUUACUCGACACCAGAGGAGUCAUACAGGGGAGAAGCCGUAUGAAUGUAUGGAAUGUGGGAAAUCUUUCUACUGUAACACACACCUAACUCUGCACCAGAGAAUUCAUGUAAAUGUCAAACCCUAUGCAUGUACAGAAUGUGGGAAAACUUUCUCUUUCAGUGCAUGCCUCACUAGACACCAGAGGAUUCAUACAAAUGAAAAGCCUUAUGAAUGUACACACUGCCCCAAAGCUUUCUACUUUAAGAAACAACUUACUCAUCAUGAGAAAACGCAUACUACAGAGAAGCGCUUUGAAUGUAAACAGUGUGGUAAAGCAUUUUACUGGAGGGCCAAUCUCACUGUGCACCAGAAAACUCAUGGCGGGGAGAAGCCCUUUGAAUGUAAACAAUGUGGUAAAGCCUUUUACUGCAAGUCCCACCUCACUGUGCACCAGAGAACUCAUAUAAGUGAAAAGCUCUAUCAAUGCUCACAGUGCAGGAAGGCAUUCUACUCUCAGGCACAGCUUGUUGUACAUCAGAGAAUUCACACUGAUGAGAAGCCCUAUGAGUGUAAGCAGUGUGGCAAAACAUUCUACAGCAAGUCUGGGCUCACUGCACAUCAGAAAACGCAUACGGGGGAGAAGCCCUACGCAUGUAAAGAGUGUGGGAAGGCGUUCUAUAACAAGUACCUGCUCAUUGAGCAUCACAGAGUCCAUACGGGCGAGAAGCCCUAUCAAUGUACAGAAUGCACGAAAGCAUUCUACUGCAAAAAAUAUCUUUCUCUCCAUCAGAAAACUCACGCAAGUGAGAAGUCAUUUUAUUGUGCAGAGUGUGGGAAAGCUUUCUCCUGGAUGUCACACCUCACUCAGCAUCAGAGAAUUCAUACGGGUGAGAAGCCUUAUGCAUGUGAACACUGUAAGAAGACUUUCUACUUCAAGAAACAGCUCACUCGACAUCAAAGAACACAUGAGAGGUCAUGAGGUGUAAAUAAUGCAGGAGACCAUUUCACUGCAAGUGGAACCUCUCUGUGCAUGACAGAACUCAAGCAAGGGAGAAACCCUGUGGUGAGUGUAGCAGAUACAGACAUUUUUGUCCCUCAUGCAUCCCUUACUCCAAGUCAGAUGAGAAAGCCUAAGAGAGUAAAGAAUGUAUGAACUCCUGCUGAAGUGUAUCAUCAGGAAUGAUUAAUGUAAAACCUGUGGACAUUUUCUAGUGUAAGUCAGGUCACUCAACCAAUGAGCCUAUACUGGAGUCUCUC